Molecule: messenger RNA, 773 nt
Organism: Soboliphyme baturini
Lineage: Eukaryota; Metazoa; Nematoda; Enoplea; Dioctophymatida; Soboliphymatidae
Source: the annotation of a GenBank genome assembly
AUGUCGCGGCCUUUGGCUGGGGAUGCUGGUAGACUGACCGGUUUCAAGACUUAUACGUCGACCACUAACUUGCUGCUACGAUGGUGUAUGCCGAAGGAUGACCGAUCACCUGGAUCUGACAUGCAGAUGUUUUCGGUCCUAACCGUCAACCCGAACGAUGGGUACCAAGAAAACUUGGCCAACGCCGCCAGCACAAGCACCGCAAAUGUCACCAAGACGUCCGCCGUCGUCAGGGAUUUUUUUCCGCCGUUGCCUCCGAGUGUUGGGCAUUUCAUCGGGCUACCAACGUCUGUGACGUUAAACACGAAUUCGAAUGCCGGUGUGAAACAAGGCUUUAUCGUGUUGGACAAGAAGACGGAAAUAAUGCCCGUUAAAAGCGAAUCUCUUCUGCCUUUCCGCAACAAUAUGUUUUCUCAGAACAGCUUUCCUUCCAUUUUCACAGAGGAAACACCUCUGUCUUCCGUUACGAAAGUGUUCAAUCUGUCGCCUGGAUACCAGGUGAACACUAAGCAAUGUUCUUCCAGCCCACACGAGUCCAACUUCCAGCCGUUUCAGGGAUCUCGGCCCCUUACUCUGCAAGUGAACACAGUGAGAGGCCCCGCCUAUGUGCAACUCCAGCACACGCGCCCGUAUCCAAAAAACGUUAAAGGUAAGCAUUUAUUUGCGUUUUAUUUCUUCUUGGAAAUCCGUUCUAUGCAUCGCAGUUUUCGUUUGCGUAACCUCGCAUUUCACCUGUUAUAUUCUGUUCAAUUUCUGCCACACUUCCCAUAAUG